CUCGUCACACGGCCUUCACGGCUCUUGCACAGCCUGCGCCUGCGCCCGCAUCACUACCCAGUAUCUAGAUGAGCGUGCUGUUGUACAUUUAAAUUACGCAUGUAAUGUUCAGUACUUAAUGCUGAAUUUAACUAGACGUUCACUUAGAUUUAUGUUAUAUUCAAUAAGAACACAACUAUGAUUAUAUAGUUUCGAUGCUUCACUUAUCUACGCAAAAUCACUAUUCUACAAAGUCAGGUAGUCGCGAACCAAGUAACGGUUAGGUACUUUUAAUUGUUAGGCUAAGAGCUCGCUUAAAAAUUUACUUCGAUUUUUCACUUCUAAAACUUUAACGCACACAGAUAAUGUGACAAAUUUUUCAUAGGUCGUUUUUGAGCAUUUGCAAAAUAAUUAAAAAACUAAAUAAACUGUCGAUGACAAAUGACAGUGUCAUUUUAAAAAUCAAGGUGCCAUAUGGUUUUCUGUCAUAUUCGAAAAUAUAAUUUUUUAUUAAAGAAGAUUCACAAGAUUUUUGUUGAUUCAAGUGUUUCGAGAAUUUAAUGCCAUGAGCCAUUCUAUGAGCAGUCCGAAAAACAUACAACUAGUAUUCGACACAUACCAAAAAGCUCGGCUAACUUUUGCCCAGGCUAUAGCAGAUUUGGCCACAAGAUCCACUAAUGUGAAGUGCCUUGAUAGUGCUGGAGUACUUGAGUUGCUACGCCCCCUGGUGUCGGACGCGUGCAGCACGGUGCGGCAGUGCGCGGUGGUUGCAGCCGCGCGGCUGGCUGAACACGAUGAGGCGGUGGCGCGACAGAUGCUGGACGGCGGCAUACUUACCACCACGCUGGAAAAUCUACAUAAAUUUAAUGUGUACUACAAACGAUCAGCUUUAUAUUUAAUAAGGGCGAUUGCAAAACAUAAUGAAGAACUAGCAUCUAUGAUAGUAAGAUUUGGAACUUUAGAACAUAUCGUAGCAUGUAUGGAAGACUUCGAUACACAGGUGAAAGAGAACGCGGCGUGGGCGUUGGGUUACAUAGGGAAACACAGCGAGUUGCUCGCGGGAAAAGUGGUUGACGCUGGCACUCUGCCCCUACUCGUGCUGGCCUUCCAAGAACCCGAAAUAAGUCUUAAACAGAUCACAGCAGGCGCUCUCGUGGAUCUUGCGAAGCACAAGCCCGAAGCCGUCGUUGAUGCGGGGUCCAUCUGUCACCUGGUACGAGGUCUUGAUAAUCAGGAUCCUAAAUUAAAGCGCAGCACGCUGUGCGCGCUGAGCGCGGUGGCGAGCGCGCGUGUGGAGCUGGCGGAGGCGACGGUGGCGGGCGGUGCGCUGCCGCCGGCGCUGCUGCACGCCGCACACCACGCUGCGCCCGUGCGCCGCGCCGCCGCCUGUUUGCUGCGCGACAUUGUGCGACACUCCAUCGAUUUGGCCCAACUGGUAGUGAACACGGGCGGAUGUGGGCCGCUGGUAGAGUUGCUGUCGGAGAACGGCGGAGGCGCGCGCGUGCCCGCCUGCAUGGCGCUUGGUUUCAUCGCCGGACAGUCCGACCAGCUCGCCAUGGCUGUUAUCGAAGCUAAGGCAAUUCCAGCUUUAGUGGAAAUUCUACAGAAUGAUGAGGCAGAAGAAGCAGAAGUUUGUGCUGCCUCAUGGACUCUGGGCCACAUUGCUAAACACUCCCCACAACAUAGUCUAGCAGUUGCUGUGGCGAAUGCCUUUCCAAGAUUAUUGCAGCUGUAUACAAACCCAAAGUCGUCAGGAGAGGUGCGUGCCAGAGCAUUAUGUUGUCUAAAGCAGGCAUUACAGUGCUGCCUGCACAGACCAGCACUGGAGCCUCUACUGCAUGCAGCACCUGCUUGUGUCCUCAAAUAUGUAUUGGCACAGUAUGCUAAGAUAUUACCCAAUGAUGCAAGAGCCCGGAGGUUAUUUGUAUCAACUGGUGCAUUAAAAAGAAUACAGGAAAUCGAUACUGUACCCGGCACAUCUCUUAAGGAGUAUAUCAAUAUUAUAAACAGUUGUUUCCCCGAAGAAAUCGUGAGGUAUUAUUCACCUGGGUAUUCUGAAACAUUGCUUGAUAGAGUAGAAGCCUAUACACCACAGAUUCCUGAAUUAUUUACGGAUCGAGUACCAAGUGAUUGUCAAAGUGAAUUAACCUUAGAAAAUUAAUGAAAACUUUUAAGUUUUCCCUUUACGUAUAAUAAAUUUUUGAAGUGUUUAUUAUUCA
Messenger RNA from Papilio xuthus (Asian swallowtail), 2198 nucleotides. RefSeq names its product sperm-associated antigen 6. Gene Ontology annotation, biological process: cilium movement. Bases 545 to 2140 code for a protein of 531 amino acids. The record is from RefSeq and is a predicted model, not a curated record. The transcript is spliced from 14 exons. Gene Ontology annotation, cellular component: microtubule cytoskeleton. Gene Ontology annotation, molecular function: microtubule binding. Lineage: Eukaryota; Metazoa; Arthropoda; Insecta; Lepidoptera; Papilionidae.